This is a messenger RNA of Aedes albopictus (Asian tiger mosquito), 3978 nucleotides long. RefSeq names its product angiotensin-converting enzyme. The record is from RefSeq and is a predicted model, not a curated record. Lineage: Eukaryota; Metazoa; Arthropoda; Insecta; Diptera; Culicidae. Gene Ontology annotation, molecular function: peptidyl-dipeptidase activity; metallopeptidase activity. Bases 251 to 3925 code for a protein of 1224 amino acids. Gene Ontology annotation, cellular component: plasma membrane. Gene Ontology annotation, biological process: proteolysis. The transcript is spliced from 7 exons.
GUUUGUUGAGGCGUAAAGGUGGUCGUCGGUUGUUGGUUACCUAUAUGUGCUGCAAGCCGCCUUUGGCCGGCUGGUGAGUUAUGUGAUAGAAGAAGGUACCCGGGCAAUCGUGCAGGUCUACAUUUCCAGUUGCAGUCGUUGACGUCCCGUUGAGUGGCCAGGAGCGUGUAGAAUAUCCGAUGAGCUGAAAGUGGAAGAAUUUCGACGAGGAGUGAAAAACUUUGGCGAAACGAUACUGAAAUCAAUUACGAUGAGGGUUUUUGUCGUAGCACUGGUGGCAUGCAUGUGCCAUCGGGCAGCCCCCCUUCCCCAGGUGGUGGUCAAAAGUGAUGUCCUCAACGAAGAGGAAAUGAAGCAGAUCCUAAAGCAGUAUGAUACCGAAGUGCGCAGUUACUGCAACCGACAGGUGCAAGCCAACUGGAAUGUUGCCACUGACACCGAGAACACUGCCUAUCAGGAGGAACAGAACAAUAUGACGCUGGAGUACGCCAAAUUCCGGAACGAAUUCUACGAUCAAUAUUUCAAGGAUGCUCAGGUGCAAAACUAUGAGGAUCCGAAGGUGCGGAAGCAGCUAACACUGUUGAAGGACCUCGGAACGGCUGCGCUGCCAACCAGUGAUCUGGAAGAUUACAACAAAGUUAUGCGAAGGAUGGAUGCGGCUUAUCAGCUGGCGGAAGUUUGUCCGUACACUGACCAAAAUUGUGCUUCAGGGUCACAAAAGUGGACACUGGAUCCGGAGAUGGAACACGUCAUGGCGACGUCGAAUGAUUACGAUGAGUUAUCGUACACCUGGAGGCGGUGGCGUGAGGAAUCCGGAAAAAAGAUGCGCGAUGACUACAAACUGUACGUGGACUAUGUAAACCAGGCGGCUGAACUGAACGGAUAUGCGGACUACGGUGAAAUGUGGCGAGCUCGGUAUGACGAUUCGGAUUUACGAGGAACGCUGGAGCGGCUCUGGAAAGAGGUUGAACCUCUCUACAAUGAGCUGCAUACCUACGUGAGGUACAAACUGUUGGAUAAGUAUGGCGAUAAAAUGGAUCGGAACAAUGAGAAAAUACCGGCGCACCUUCUGGGCAAUAUGUGGGCACAGUCUUGGGUCAACCUGUACGAUCGGAUUAAGCCCUUCCCGAACGCGAGUUUGGUAGAUGUCACCGCCAAAAUGCAACAACUAGGAUUCAACGCUGCUAAAAUGUUUGAGAUGUCGGACGAGUUCUACCAAAGCCUUGGGCUUCCAAGUAGUGCCAUGAGUUAUGGACCGAAAGCAGUUAUUGAAAAGCAACCACAGAAAAUGGUUUGUCAUGCUUCGGCGUGGGACUUUUGUGAUGGCGAAGACUUCCGCAUCAAGAUGUGUACCAACGUCAAUAUGGAAGAUUUCGUAACCGUGCAUCACGAGAUGGGUCAUAUCAUGUACUACAUUCUGUACAAGAAUCAACCGCAGUUGUUCAAGACCGGAGCAACUCCAGCGUUCCACGAAGCCGUUGGCGAUACGAUUGCUUUGUCCGUAGCCACUCCAAAGCAUUUGCAGAAGGUUGGACUGCUGGAUGAGUACGCUGACAGUGAAGCCGACAACAUCAAUGCGCUGUUUGAAAUGGCUUUGGAAAGAGUCGCCUUCCUGCCAUUUGGUUAUCUGAUUGAUCAGUGGCGUUGGGAUGUGUUCAGCGGAGCGGUCAAUGAGAGCCAGUGGAAUUCUCACUGGUGGAGUCUGCGAGAGAAGUAUCAGAAGGUGUAUGCUCCUGUCGAGCGAUCGGAAAAUGACUUCGACCCUGGCGCGAAGUAUCAUAUCCCUGCGAACUCGCAGUACAUUGCAUAUUUUUUGGCACAUAUCUUGGAAUUCCAGUUCUACCGGUCGCUUUGCAUUGAAGCUGGAGAGUACAAUCCAUAUGAUAGUUCAGCCAGUCCUUUGCAUAAGUGUGAUUUCUACAACAGCAAGGCUGCAGGUAACAAACUGAAGGAAGGCCUAUCGCUAGGCUACAGUGAAGACUGGAGGUUCGCACUGGAGAAGCUGACUGGAGGUCAGAGCAUAAGCGGCAACGCUUUGCUGGAAUACUUUGCACCGCUAUACGACUUUUUGAAGAAGGAGAACGAAAAAAUGAAGAAUGCAGACAUGCAAACCGUGGUGGAAAACUACAGCAAGGAGUACGAGGUGGCCUGCAAUAAACAGGUCAAGGCUCAGUAUGCCACGCAGGUCGACGUAGGAAAUGUUACCUUGCUGCAGGAACUGACGGAAAUCAUGAACGAAAACACCAAAUUCGUACUGGAUAACUACAACCGGUACUUUGCCCAGGUGAAAGCAGAGGAUUACACGGAGCCAGAACUUCGCCGACAGCUACAAUAUCUGACGCAGAUAUCGAUCAAUCAUCUGCCAGCGGAGGAGUUUACUGCGCUGAACAACGCACUUGGCAGGAUGCAGCACAUCUACAGUAGCACUCUGAUUUGCCCGUACGAGCAGCAAAAUUGUACUGACGCCAGUAUGAGCCUGGAUCCGGAUCUGUAUGGGGUUAUGGCCGAUUCCAAGGAUUACGAUGAACUGCUGUACGUGUGGAGAGAGUGGCGCGAUAAGACCGGGCGACUGAUGAAGAACGAUUACGCCGACUAUGUCCGGUUGAUGAAUAAGGCCGCCGGAGUGGCUGGAUUCGACGAUAUGGGAGGCUUGUGGAGGGAUGCGUUCGAGCAGGAGAACUUUGUCGAUGAAAUGAAACGCUUGUGGGGUCAGCUGAAGCCGUUCUACAGCGAACUGCACAAGUACGUCCGGAGGGAGCUGAUGCAGAUCUAUGGAGAUAAGAUGGAUGCCAAGAAUCCGAAUAUUCCUGCCCAUUUAUUGGGUAACAUGUGGGCACAGGCUUGGGGUAAUUUGUACGAUCGUAUUAAGCCGUUCAAAAACACGGUUGACCUGGAUAUCACGAAGGCACUGGUCGAGAAGGGUUACACAGUGAAGCAGCUAUUCGAAAUCUCCAAUGAUUUCUACGUAGGUCUAGGUCUUCCGGAUAAUAGUAUGAGCUACGACGAGAGUCUAGGGGCAGUGAUUGAGAAACCGACGGACCGAGUUGUGACUUGCCAUGCAUCGGCAUGGGAUUUCUGCGAUCGUAAGGACUUCCGUAUAAAGAUGUGCACUCGGAUGAACAUGGAGGACUUUAUCACGAUCCAUCACGAGAUGGGCCAUAUCAAUUAUUACCUUUUGUAUAAGGAUCAACCGGUGACGUUGCGAUCCGGCGCCAAUCCAGGAUUCCAUGAAGCUGUCGGGGACACGAUAGCCUUGUCGGUGGCAACACCGGCUCACUUCCGAAAGAUCGGACUGCUGGAGGACUAUGAGGAGUCAUAUGAGAACGACAUCAAUGCUCUGUUCCAGAAGGCAUUGGACAGGGUGGCUUUCCUACCCUUUGGACUGGUGAUUGAUAUGUGGCGUUGGGAGAUUUUCGCCGGUAAAGUAGAUUUUCCCAACUGGAACAAGCGUUGGUGGGAAUUGAGAGAAGAAUACCAGAUGGUAUCGGCUCCAGUUGAGCGUGACUUGGAUGCGUUCGACCCAGGCGCAAAGUAUCAUAUUCCAUAUGACAGCCAGUAUAUUUCCUACUUCAUCGCCCACAUCUUAGAUUUGCAGCUGCAUAAGGCUCUUUGUCAAGUGGCCGGCGAAUACGAACCGAACAAUUCGGACAAACCUCUUCACAAAUGUGAUAUCGACGGAUCGAAAGCGGCCGGUGACCGGUUGAGGGCGGGUCUGUCGUUGGGUCGUUCCGUCCACUGGUCCGAAGCGCUGCGGGAGAUGACCGGAGAAACAGAACUGAAAACCGAUGCCUUGUUGGAGUACUAUGCUCCUUUGUACGAGUUCCUAAAGAAAGAAAACGAGAAGGCUGCCGGUGCCACAUUAGCUAUUUCCUCCUUCCUAGUCAUGGCAGUGACCGGAGUGAAUCUUCUAAUGAAACUAUUGUAAAUUGUUAUGAACUAUUCCAGUGAGAGAAGUCUAUUAAAGUGCAAUAAAAUUGA